GGAGCGGGGAGAGGAGGUCCCUGUGGUGAGAUUCUGGACCCAGGAGGCCUAUGGGACAGUGAAGGCCUCUAGUGGGGAGUCAGACCAGCCCAGACUUGGGACCUCAUCCUCCUCUCCAUUGCUGUGUGUCCUUGGAGCUCAGGCUCCCUCCUCUGAGCUGAAUUUUCCAUUCUCUCAUGCAGAACACCCACCGCCCGCCAGGGGCUGGUCACCUCCUUGCUGCUGGGUCCCCACCCCGUGGAGCUGGUGUUCUGGGGAGGAGGACAGCACACAAUGCUCCUCACGGCCUGUCGGGAGCGACAAAGCUACGCGAAAAAUGGAGCCGGGCGCAGGGAGUUGGGACGGGCAGGGCCGGUGGCUUCAUGGAGAAGGUGACAUUCUGAUGAGCAUCGGGGAAGAACAUUCCAGACAAGAGAACAAAUAGCUCGAGCAAAGGCCCUGAGGCAGGAGCAGGCCUGCCCGCUCCAGGAACAGCACGGAGGCCGGCUGAAGUUGAGGGUGCGCAGGAAAUGAAUGGAGAGACGACACAGGCGAGAGGGUGGACAGACGAGCAGAGGACAGGACUGAGGAUGGGCCCGGGGACCCUCCACUCCAAGGACAGGAGCUCACCACUUGGCAAAGGCUCCCUUCCCGCCACCGGUGUUCCCAGAAGAGGAAGGUGGGGCCAAUGCCAGGGACAAAGGGCCGGGGCCAAGGGGCUGGGGGCCCCGGGGCUGGAUUGACGGCCUCCUCUGACCCCAGUAGAGAAACCAGCCUUGUUGGGCAUGGCCGAGACCCCGGCGACCAGCCAGCCGGGGGGUGGGACGGCCGGGAUGAAAGGCCGGGAGAAAGGAUUAGCCGUGGCCCCGAAGGCCACGCAGGGCGCCAUGGCAACCGCAGGGCCACGCAGCAGUGGAGAAUGGCGCUGUGUUAACACCGCGGCGGGGCGGCCUCCCCGGGCCGGGCUUGUUAACCAGCUUCCCGGGCGGGUGCGGCCCGACCCAUUGACAUGGAAAUCCAGCCGGGCCAGCGGCAGCCCAGAGAGCCUGUGGGACCCUCACAGAGGCAGCCCGAGAGGGGCCCGCUGGGCGGAGCUCCAGGCCGCCGCUGAGACUGUUUGUGAACCUGCACAGCCCGCGUCCCUGGAGGCGGCUGGAGCCCCGUGCCCGUCUGGAGAAAUCAUCACGGUCCCCUCUCCAGGCCAGAUGUCAGCCGGCCGCUCCGUCCUGCCCCGCGCUGCUCAGCCCAGCUGGCCCCCAGCCCCCACCCCGCCACACAGGCCUCCCGCCGGCUCCUGCGCCUGGCCGGUGGCCCCAGGGCCCUGACACGGCCUUUCUGGUCGGCCUGUCCAGGUGAGUUGUGCUUCCUCAAAGAUGGCUGCCAUCACGGGUUUAGUCGCUGCUGGUUUGGGGUCAGCCUCUGCCAGGUCCCAGCCCGCCCUGCCCAGGGAGCCCUCUCCCUCAGCCUGGGCCCCCCAAAGUGGCACCACCAAGGGCGUUUGGAGUCUCUUGGGCACAUCCUUUGAACCCGGCUCCCGCAGCAGCGACUCACGGGGGAAACAUGGGCCCUGCCCACGGCGGCCUCAGUGUCUCCAUCAGUAAGGUGGGAACAGAAGCCCUCGCCGGGCAGGGCCGGGGACAGACGUGAAUGCUCCGUGACGACUGCAAAGAGAGGGGCCCUUGUUAACAGCGCUGAGCCGGGGAGCGCAGCUGUGGCAGCUGGGAGAACGGAGCUGGGGGGGAUCUGGGGGAGGUUCUGUCCUGUCCCCAAA
Equus caballus (horse) is the source of this 1750-nucleotide messenger RNA. The record is from RefSeq and is a predicted model, not a curated record. NCBI's taxonomy places the organism in Eukaryota, Metazoa, Chordata, Mammalia, Perissodactyla, Equidae.